Molecule: messenger RNA, 764 nt
Organism: Dermacentor albipictus
Lineage: Eukaryota; Metazoa; Arthropoda; Arachnida; Ixodida; Ixodidae
Product: cuticle protein 16.8-like
Cellular component (GO): chitin-based extracellular matrix
Molecular function (GO): structural constituent of chitin-based larval cuticle
Source: RefSeq, a predicted model, not a curated record
UAUAAAAGCGAAGACCGUCUUCCCAGAGCUACGAGAAUCUUGCAAGUCUCCUGCCAGACACACCUCAGCGUGAAUACUCCUCCGAUGGAUACGAUACUUAAGACUGUCCUCCUCCUGUCCGUCACCGCCUUGGCGAGCGCGGGGAAUGUGUUUGGCGGCGGUCACCAUGGAUUUUCGGGGGCCGGUUUCCGAGGCGCGGGAUUCCAGUCUGGAGGCUUCGGCGGUCCCCUCUUUGCCGCGGCCGCUACUCCUGGCCUCUCUGGCGGAGGCGCCUCAUACCCUCCUCAACCAUACAGCUUUGGCUACGACACAACCGACGAGUUCGGUACCCAGCUCUUUCACAAGGAACAAGGCGACGCCAGCAACGCUAAGACCGGUUCGUACGGCUACCGAGAUGCCAAUGGUAUCUUCCGUACGGUCAAGUACGUAGCGGACGCCAACGGUUUCCGUGCUACGAUUGACACCAACGAGCCAGGAACUGCUCCGGGAGCCAGUGCAGACGCCGUUUUCAACGCCAAUCCUGUUGCUGCUCCAGCCGUUGGGCCAGGUGCCGGAAAAGGUGGAGCCGGCCGUUAUGCAGGAGCGAAAGCUGGCGCGUAUGGCGCCGGUGCUGGAGGCCCUUGGGCCGGCUAGUCACUUGUUUUGCUAUAGUGGUAGACAAAUUGUUUUACUUGUUUUGUGCUGUUUUGCCUAUGAGGCAACGAACAAUGGUGAUUGUGCUUGAAGUGUAUCUAAGGAGUCUGUAUGCAAUAAAUGACUUACAC